Molecule: messenger RNA, 874 nt
Organism: Sorex fumeus (smoky shrew)
Lineage: Eukaryota; Metazoa; Chordata; Mammalia; Eulipotyphla; Soricidae
Gene: CLDN15
Product: claudin 15
Exons: 5
Coding region: 164-874 (236 amino acids)
Biological process (GO): cell adhesion; bicellular tight junction assembly
Cellular component (GO): plasma membrane; bicellular tight junction
Molecular function (GO): structural molecule activity
Source: RefSeq, a predicted model, not a curated record
GCCGUUUCGUUUAUUCCCUCCAUCUCCCGGUCAGCAGCUGCCACGCUCCCGGCUCAUUCUCCAGACCGCCCCGCAGCGCGGCAGAGCCGGCGAGGGCUCGCCCAGGAGCCAGGCGGCCCCGGGGCCCCUGCUGCCCACGCCCUCUUGGGGGCCACCUGCCACCAUGUCCAUGGCAGUGGAGACCCUGGGCUACUUCCUGGGUGCACUGGGGCUGCUGAUGCUGGGGGUGACCCUGCCACACAGCCAGUGGCGGGUGUCCACCGUGCACGGGAACGUCAUCACCACCAGCACCAUCUUCGAGAACCUCUGGUACAGCUGUGCCACGGACUCCACGGGCGUGUACAACUGCCGCGAGUUCCCGUCCUUGCUGGCGCUGUCCGGGUACCUCCAGGCCAGCCGGGCACUCAUGAUCACCGCCAUCCUCCUGGGCUUCCUGGGCCUCCUCCUCGGCGUGCCGGGCCUGCGCUGCACCACCGUGGGGAGCGAUGUGCUCUCCAGGAAGGCCAAGCUGGCAGCCACCGCCGGGGUCCUCCACAUCCUGGCUGGUUUCUGUGGGAUGGUGGCCAUCUCCUGGUACGCCUUCAACAUCACCCGGGAAUUCUUUGACCCCCUGUACCCUGGAACCAAGUACGAGCUGGGCCCGGCCCUUUACCUGGGCUGGAGCGCCUCGCUGAUGUCCAUCCUCGGUGGCCUUUGUCUUGGGGUCAACUGCUGCUGUGCCCCGGAGGAUGAGGUGGCCCCCGCCAGGACCUGGCUGCCCUACAAGCCCCCGACCAAGCCCAGUGCCAGCGUCAACACCCGUCUGCGGCCCGCGGCCUCCGUUGACGACGUGGACAGCAGCUUUGGAAAGUACGGGAAAAAUGCGUACGUGUAG